AUCCCAGACGUAGCUCUGCUAACAUGUACGUAAAGCUAUAUGUAAAGCGUGUUGAUAUGCGAAGGCACCCGACUGCACAAAUCUGGCCUGGGUUUUAGAGUUUCGGGGGAGGGUUCGCAGUUUUUCUUGCCAAAAUGUCUGGCUCACAGAUGAUCGGGUCGUCCGAUCGGACCCCCUUCACAGGACCGCGGACACCAAUGGAGGUCAAGAUGAUGGUCAAAUGCCUGAAGAAUGUGGAGAAAGACACUUUCAGGAAGCUUUUGAAAGCCGCAGUGUCGUUGAUUGAAGGCAAUGAUGUUCUGGAAAGCACAUUCUCCUCUCUUGCAAGCGACAAACUCUCCCAGGAAGUGCUCGGCACAGUCUUUGCUGGCAUCUGCACUCUACUAAGAUGCGCACUCAGGCUUCCUGUAACGUCGUUGAAACCAGAGAUCUUCAAAGAAGACUUAAAGGAACUGAGAGUUCCCAAGGAAUUUGUGGCUGAUUUCAGCAGUGCAGUGUACGGUGCAAAGCGAUCAUCCUUGGAGGCAGCCCUCGUCAAGAACCGCAGCAGGCUACCAACCCUCGACAGGUUACGAUGGAGGCUGGAUGUCGGCAUCUCCACAAGUGCAUUGAACCGAGUUCUGGAGCCCACCAUUUUGAUGGAGACGACAUUAAGUAACGGCAGCAUUCACAAUUUUGAGGUUCCCGUGUCUAAGUUCCAUGAGUUGCGAUACAGCGUGGCGUACGUCCUCAAGGAAAUGGAAGAACUAGAGAAACGAAGCAUACUGAAGAUAGAGUAACUUGACUAUAAAUUAGGAGGUUUUUUUCUACCAUUUUAUUGUAACUUGCAUUCAACAUCGGGUUUUGUCCUUCGACAAGGUUUUUUAUAAACACUCUAUAUUCCGUGUUGUCCGACGACUUGCAAGUAUUAUACGCGUAAUGGUACCAUUAAGGAGACACGUUGUCGUAAUUUCUUCGCACGAUGGGAGACAUCGGUCAUUAGGGAGACAUUU
Patiria miniata (bat star) is the source of this 992-nucleotide messenger RNA. It is a transcript of the gene commd5, whose product is annotated as COMM domain-containing protein 5-like. Bases 135 to 779 code for a protein of 214 amino acids. NCBI's taxonomy places the organism in Eukaryota, Metazoa, Echinodermata, Asteroidea, Valvatida, Asterinidae. Gene Ontology annotation, cellular component: nucleus. The record is from RefSeq and is a predicted model, not a curated record. The transcript has 7 exons.